UUUUCCCGGUUUUAGUGAGACCCGUUCUCUGUUUACCAUGUGCAAAGUUUUUGGUUUGUCAAUUUGUGAUAGGGUGACGGUUUAUUUGAGAACAGAUGCGUGCCAACUGGAAACACAUUGAAAAUAACGAGUCAUUUCUUCUUCUAUUUUUAUUCUUUCAAUAACGGAUAUUAAAGAAUGCACCUUCUACUUCCUAAAUUGAUUGUGAGGUCUCGUUCAAAGGGAGGCCCACUUCUUCGAUCCUUCCAUGCUGUAUCAUCCAAUAUUGUGUAUCCUGAGAAACUCCAUCAUAAUGACCACAGAAGAAAUGUUCCUAACUUCCCUUGCUAUAAGCCAAACUACUCUCGACCGAUAUCUUCACAAUCUAUUAGACAGUCAAUUUCAAAUAUUGUAACAGGAUAUUUUGGACCAGAUACUUUAUUUGUGAACUCUUCAAUGAAGUUUUUAACAUUCUGCCAUGACUAUACAGGUUUGCCGUGGUGGGCUACUAUAUGUCUGGUCACGGUUGGUCUGAAGACCCUUUUAGUGUUUCCUCUUGCAGUUCAUGGGAGAAAGGUUAAUGCUAAACUUGUUUUAAUGAAUGAAGAAAUGAUGAAGGUACUGCCCCAGUUAGAGAAGGAGGUGCACAUCAUUGCCAGGAGUCGAGGAUGGACUCCACAAGAUGCCAAAAAUUUAUUUUAUGCUAAUAAAAAGAAGAUUUUUAAAGAGUAUUACAUAAAAGAAAAUUGUCAUCCCAUGAAAGGCUUCGUAUCACUUUUAACACAGCUACCUCUUUGGUUGUCUGUCUCCUUUGCCUUAAGACAUUUAUCAGGCUCAUUUUACUGGGGCAAUAAAUUAGAAUCAUCCCAGUAUAUAGCUGUAGAAAUGAGGAGUGAAGGAGCUCUGUGGUUCAGUAAUCUCUUUAUGCCAGACCAGUUCUACAUUUUACCCAUAAUUCUUCUGUCAACAAAUCUGUUGAUUGGUGCAAUUAAUCUUUAUGAAUUAAGCACAAUGAAGAAAGGAAAUACGAUUUCUAAAGCACUAACAGGAAUGAUGAUGUUUUAUUCCGUUGUUAUAUUCUCAAUCAGCACACUCAUGCCUUCAUGCAUUACAUUUUAUUGGUCAACAUCAGCUGUUUGCAGUCUUGUACAACUGUUGUUACUGAGCAAUCUAAAAGUACAGAGUGUCCUGGGAAUUCCGGAUGUGAGACAUCUGAUGAAGAAGAGAACCCAAAAAACCAGCAACAUUCUGGACGGACAGACAAAAGUGGGUGGUGCUUCUCCACACACCGGAGGAAGGGACGAGAAACCACCCCAAUUUUCUGGCCAGGGUGCUUCGGCACUUUCAGCUUCUAGAUGGGUUCCUCCCAGCACACUCAGAAGAGAUGCUCCUAACCACGAUGAACGCACUGAUUUUACCUUUCGACGAGUCAGGGGAAUACUUAACAAACUUACGCCGGAAAAAUUUGACAAACUAAGUUUAGAACUUCUCAAUGUAGGAAUUGAGUCCCAAGUUAUCCUGAGAGGAAUUAUUUUGUUGAUAUUUGAAAAAGCCCUUGAUGAGCCGAAGUAUAGUUCUAUGUACGCACAGUUAUGCCAUCAACUAUGUGAAGACGCACCAAACUUUGAACCAACCUCAUCAAACAUCACAACCUUUAGACGACUUCUUUUAAACAAGUGCCAGGAUGAAUUCGAAAACAGAUCCAAGGCCACUGAAGUUUAUGAUCGCCGAGACAGCCCCCUUACACCAGAUGAAGCAGAACAAUAUCAUAUUGCCAAGCGUAAAAUGCUUGGUAACAUCAAAUUUAUUGGAGAACUUGGAAAAUUGGAAAUGCUUCAUGAAGGCAUUCUACAUAAAUGCAUUAAACAGCUUUUGGAGAAGAAAAAGAACAUCCACAUUGGAGAUAUGGCUGAAGACCUUGAAUGUCUCUGCUACUUAAUGCGCACAGUGGGACGACGUCUUGACACUAACAAGGCUAAGUCCUGGAUGGAUCAAUAUUUUGCACGAAUGAAGUCAUUCGCUAACAAAGAAGAACUGUCCUCCAGAAUUCGAUUCAUGCUUCAAGAUGUGGAAGAACUCAGAAAUAAAAGUUGGAAACCUCGCCAUAUUAACAGAGAUACUGGACCUAGAACAAUUACAGAAAUCAGAAAGGAAGCUGGUGAUGUUAGACACUCCAGACAUGAGGAUGGUGAAUAUUACCCAAUGCCACAACAGAAUCGGAUGUAUGGAGGUAGGCAGAUGAAUGGGAAUAUGCAGGGAUGGAUGUCUGGACAACAAGGAAACAUGGGAGAUUUAUUUGGAAUGUCAGGUCCAGGCAUGAUGAUGGGUUCAAUAGGGACAGGGCCAGGUGUGAUUAAUGACAUGCCUGGUUACAUGGGGGGUAAACAGAGAAUGAUGCAGCAACAGGGGCAGGGCUUCAAUAAAUUCAGCAAUCAGCGUCAGGAUGCAGGAAUGCAGAGGAGACAGAAUGGAGGAAGUCCCACCCUGGGACGACACUCCCCUCAAAAUCAGCAGCAAUUUCAGCCUCCUAGCAAUAAUGCACCUAGGGAUCUGCCACCAAGAUUUGUCAAACUGGCACAACAGCAACAAUCACAAAGUGCUCCUCCAGGGGCAAUGAAUGGAACAGCUGUUGUCAUAGUACCUCCUAAUGAAGAAAUCAGUCUGAGACCAGCUAAGAAUUUUAAUGUAUUCAAACCAAAUUCACCUAGUAACUUGCCAAGGUCAACACAUUCCACAGUGGCUCCUGCUGGUUCAAUGAGAAUGACUGCGGCCCCAGAUCCACCAAAACCUUUACUCAACAAACAGCCUCAGAUAACCAUUAAACAGGUGGAAAGUAAGGAGAAACCGAAGUCAAACAAGAGAUUUACACCCAGCAAGGAUGAAGCGCAUAAAAUUGUGGAAAAUUUACUGACGGACUACUUGACUAGCAAUGAAACCAAUGAGGCCCUAACAGCUUUCAAAGAGAUGUAUGCUCCGAAAAAGUACAUACCAGAGCUGUUGACAAAGAUGAUGAAGAUUACAGUAGGAAAGUCUGAUGAUGACAGAGAGAAGAUGAUGAUGUUGAUCUCAGCAAUGAAAGCGGACAGUCUCAUCACAUCAGAUCAGUUUAUGGAGGCUCUUCAGACAGUGUUUGAACAUAUGGGGGAGAUGGAGACGGAGUUCCCUUUGAUUCGGUCCUAUGUAUCUACAUUUGCAGCCAGAAGUAUCACAGGUCAAAUUGUGACUCUGAAUGAUCUGGCAGAACCGUUGGAAAAUGGAGCUCACUACCCCCUCUUUUUGAUCUCACUGCAACAGAUGCAUAAAAUCAAGAGCAAAGACUGGCUCACCAAUAUGUUCAAUGAGAGUAAACUGGAUUUAAUCAAAAUGUUGCCAGAAAUUGACCAAAAGAAAGAGCGCAUGAUGGAGAUCCUGGAGGAUAGGGGACUAAGCUUCCUGUUCCCCCUCCUAAGAGUCCAAGCAGAGCUGUGGAAAGAGAUGCAAACAGACCCGAGUGCAACAGGACUGUUUAAGUGGAUCAAGGAGCAUGUCAGCACUGACCUCCAUUACACCACUGGAUUCCUGAAUGUACUUACUACAAGUUUGAUGAAAUAUGUUACCCAAGAUUCAACAUUGGAAGAUGAUGUAGACAUCACAGUUGCCCCAGAGAAGGCAUUGGCUGACAAAGAAAAACAGAAUUUGGAGAAAAUGAAGGGAGUUUUACAGAUGUUCCUACAUGAACAUGUAGAUCUGCAGAUUGCAGCUCUAUAUGCAGCUCAAGUCUUUUGUUACACUCAUGGAUUCCCUAAAGGUAUGCUGCUACGUUUCUUCAUGAAUCUGUAUGACAUGGAGGUUGUGGAAGAAGAAUCGUUUCUGAAGUGGAAAGAGGAGGUCAAUGACCAGUAUCCCGGAAAGGGGAAGGCACUGUUUCAGGUGAACCAGUGGUUAACUUGGUUAGAGCAGGCUGAGGAGGAGAGUGAUGAAGAGGACUAGAGAGUAGAGCGAUAAAAUGCUGAGGAGAAUGCAAGGAUGAAGACUCUUUCCAUCUUGGAUGUUGUCAGCAUUUUUGUUGUUUGAAGCCUAUUUGUGCACCCAAAACUAUAAUGCUAUAACAUUUGUGCAUUGAUGUGAAAAAAGCUCAAAACAUCUUUGUUUGAUCAUUUGUAAUACUGAACUGAAAACAUUUACAUGGAGAGACCCACCAUUCAGAAGAAGAAAUUCACGAGAGUCCAACUAUAAUGGAUUCAGACCAACUGGAGACUUUUGAAUCUGAAACUUAGAAAUGUGUAUCAAAGGAAAAAAAUAUACAUAUAUUGUCAAAGGAAAAAAAUAUACAUAUAUUGAUAUGUAACAAAAAUUAUGCUUUGUUUAAAAACUGCCAUGUAUUAUUUAUUAAGCUAAAAUGAAAUUGGACUGAAUGUUUGUUGCUUGCUUUUAAAGGAGUAUUUGUAAAUUGAACAAUCGAUAAAUGUUAUUGUAUUAAUUGUUAUAACAUCAUAUUGUGUGUAUUGACAUUAAAUUUCAUAUGUACAAGGGCAAUGAAUUAGCAAUCACAGCCAUGGAGAAUGGGUUAUCAUUGAAAAGUAUACAACAUAUAUAUGUAAUGGUAAUGGGUAUGAUCUGUAAUUCUGAUAUAUAUGUUCGUUUUGAGUAAAUGUGUUAUUAAACUUGCAAACAUUCUAAUGUCCAUCUUGUUUUCGCCCCGAGUAGAUAAAAAGGUGAUUUGUUACAAAGUUCUUAUUCUGCUUAUGUCAUUCAAUAGUGGAAUUCUUCUACAUUAUAUCUAGUAGCAUGAUAAAGUAUGGUGUAUUGAAAUAUUCCUGUCUGUUAGAGUUGAAAAAUGGACAGGCCCAAGAUGGAAAAGGACAAAAACACUAUGGACAAUGUAAGAUAAAGCUGGAGAAAUGGUAGUCAAAUUGUACUACAGCAUUUAUAGAUUUAAAAUGCACCUACCAAUUAUUUGUCAUACAUGUAUUUCUGUAUUAUACUUAAUCUUAUUUAGAGCAAUGCAUGCCUUAGAUAAGUGUUUAAAUGUGAUUUAUUUAUUACGGUAUUUUAUGUUUGACCUUUAAGUAAACAUUAAGUGGAACUCUUAAAAUGAGGGUUUGAAAAUCUUGAAGUAUCAAAAAUUAAAUUUUUAUCACAUGAUUAGCAAAGAUUUGUAUUCAUUGUAUUUUUGAACUUGUACUUGAAAGUUAAAGAAAAAUUUAUACUUUAUGAAAAUAAAGCUACCAGUGUUGGCUCUGCUUAUGGAUAUUUUUUAAAUUUAUAUUUUUACAGUCCAUAUUUGUUUCUUAUAGAAUUUAAUUAUAGUAACAUGUACAUAUGUUAGAUUUUUUUUUUCUACAUGUAUAUAUUCAAUAUAACCAAUAUUCUUGAACAUUUACGGUUUAGAGGAGAAAAGGUAAAUAUACUAAACAGAUAUAAAAAGAAUACAAGGUAUUACAUAGAUAUACAAGAAGUAGAGAUGAAUAGUGUGCAUAUGGUUUAUUGUACAUAAAUGCUACAAUAUUUUGUCAUAGUCGGGUUUCAAAGCAAAAAAGAUUGUUUUCAUUCUCCUUCCUGUCAUGGUAUAAAACAGCAGAUCUUGAUAUGUAAUCUGCUCUGGAAUUGACAAAAUGAUUUUUUAAGAACUAAAGUCAAAAGCUCAGCUCAUCCUAGAUUGAUGCAUGAAAAUCAUGAACCAGUAUGAAAAGAUUACAAAAUGUUUAGGAUACAUAUUGCAUCAUGUUAGGUGGUUUGUAGUAUUUGCUUCUAGGAAAUUUAAGGCUGAAGUCAUUUUUUCAAUGUAUUAAUUAAAUGGUAAUGUGUAUUUCUCAUUUUGUCAGAAAAGUUCCGAAACCAUUUUGCUGUAUAAAUAUACAUUACAUAUUAAUCAAUCCCAACUUCUUUCCGCUUUUAAUCAGCUUUAUGAAAAUAAAAAAAUUAUGUACUGUA
Molecule: messenger RNA, 5892 nt
Organism: Ostrea edulis (European flat oyster)
Lineage: Eukaryota; Metazoa; Mollusca; Bivalvia; Ostreida; Ostreidae
Product: eukaryotic translation initiation factor 4 gamma 2-like
Exons: 29
Coding region: 178-3948 (1256 amino acids)
Cellular component (GO): eukaryotic translation initiation factor 4F complex
Molecular function (GO): protein binding; translation initiation factor activity; mRNA binding
Source: RefSeq, a predicted model, not a curated record